This is a messenger RNA of Nomascus leucogenys (northern white-cheeked gibbon), 993 nucleotides long. RefSeq names its product glutaredoxin and cysteine rich domain containing 1 (gene GRXCR1). The record is from RefSeq and is a predicted model, not a curated record. Gene Ontology annotation, cellular component: stereocilium; kinocilium. Lineage: Eukaryota; Metazoa; Chordata; Mammalia; Primates; Hylobatidae. Gene Ontology annotation, biological process: inner ear receptor cell stereocilium organization; sensory perception of sound.
CAUGCUGAAAAGGGAGAUAAAGCCAGAAAGUGACAGGCCACGGAAAGUCCGGUUUCGGAUAGCGUCCUCUCACAGUGGGCGAGUUCUGAAGGAAGUGUAUGAAGAUGGGCAACCGUCAGGCUCUCUGGAUUCUGAAUGUGCCAGUAUCUGUGGGAUAGAUGGACUAAGUGAUUCUGAUGGAAAGCAGAAUGGCCACAUAGAAUCAGAAGGUGAUGAGAAUGAGAAUGACCAGGAUAGCUUGCUGGUGUUAGCAAGGGCUGCGAGUGAGAAGGGUUUUGGUACAAGAAGAGUCAACAUUUUAAGCAAAAAUGGCACAGUCAGGGGCGUCAAAUACAAAGUGAGUGCUGGCCAGGCUCUAUUUAACAAUUUGACCAAAGUAUUACAGCAACCAUCAACUGAUCUAGAAUUUGACCGUGUAGUGAUUUAUACCACCUGCCUUCGUGUGGUCCGGACAACCUUUGAAAGAUGUGAACUGGUUAGAAAGAUUUUCCAAAACCAUCGCGUAAAAUUUGAAGAGAAAAACAUAGCCCUGAAUGGUGAAUAUGGAAAAGAGUUGGACGAACGAUGCCGACGAGUUUCUGAAGUUCCUUCCCUCCCUGUUGUAUUCAUUGAUGGCCAUUACCUUGGGGGUGCUGAGAAAAUUUUGUCAAUGAAUGAAUCAGGAGAACUGCAAGACAUCCUAACCAAAAUUGAGAGAGUGCAGCAUCCACAUGAGUGUCCCUCUUGUGGAGGCUUUGGCUUUCUUCCAUGCUCCGUGUGCCAUGGGAGCAAGAUGUCUGUGUUUCGAAACUGCUUCACAGACUCUUUCAAAGCCCUGAAGUGUACGGCUUGCAAUGAAAAUGGUCUUCAGCGUUGUAAGAACUGUGCUGGUUAAUUGGAGCUCCUACCCAGGGAAAGCCUCAUUUUAUUAACCAGACGCAAUACUUUGGUUUAUAUAUAUAUUUUUUAAAUGGUUAUGUUUAUGGAUUAGUCAAUAAACUUCGUUUAUUAUAA